This is a messenger RNA of Haplochromis burtoni (Burton's mouthbrooder), 2256 nucleotides long. RefSeq names its product extended synaptotagmin-3. Gene Ontology annotation, biological process: lipid transport. The record is from RefSeq and is a predicted model, not a curated record. Lineage: Eukaryota; Metazoa; Chordata; Actinopteri; Cichliformes; Cichlidae.
CUCACAAAGAGAGUCGCCUGCCCCAACUCCUUUGUUGAAUUUUCCAUUGACAAGGAUGUUAAGAAAAGCAAGGUUGUGUAUGCUUCCAAAGACCCGGUGUGGGAGGAGGGCUUCACCUUCUUUGUGCGUAACGUCAAAGCGCAGCAGCUCUCUAUUCAGGUCAAAGAGCCUGAGAAGAAGAAUCCACUCGGUGUUCUCAACUUGCCCCUCAGUCGCCUCCUCAACACCUCCAACCUGACUCUAGACCAGCGCUUCCUGCUGGAGCGCUCUGGAGCAACCAGCCAGAUCAAACUGAAGGCCACUCUGAGGAUUCUUAAAUUGGAAGAGCCUCCACCCAAGCCUAUCGUCAAUCCUCCUUCAGAAGUCAAACAAGCGGGGAAUACCUCAGUCUCCAAUCCCUCCAACGCUCCAUCCUCUUCUAACGCAGUUUCCUCCAAAGAAAUUCCUGUUGUCUCUACUCCGAAACAAGUGCCAACUUCACCAAAUGAAGGUUAUUUAGCUCAACGCCGUGGCUCCUUCCAGGCGCCUGAAAACAGGAAGGAAUCAUCUUCAUCAUCAAACUUGCGUCGGUUCGACUCUCACAGCCUGCUGUCGGAGAACUCUAUUGCUUCAUCACGAUUCGACCUGUCAGAUGGAGCCACCUAUCCCGAGGCCAUUAGGAAUCAUCAGGGUUCGUUUGGAGAGAUUGAGCUGGUUAUACGCUACGCAACCCUGAGACAUAAGCUUGUUGUCGUUGUUAACAGUUGCAGGAACCUAUUCCCCUGCAGCGAGAAUGGCACAGACUCUUACGUCCGCCUGUAUCUCCUCCCCGACCAAACCUGGAAGCAUCGUAAGAAGACGCAUGUCAAGAAGAGGACAACUAAUCCUGUCUUCAAUGAAAAGGUUGAGUUUGACGUCUUACUCGAGCAAGCACAAACUAGGAAGUUGGAUGUGUCUGUGAAAAAUAACAAGAUGUUGGUUUCCAGAGAGAGAAAGGACAUUGGCUCGAUAAUAAUAGAUCUAUCAGAAAUGGAUCUAGUCAAAGGCAUCACAGCGUGGUAUGAGCUCACUCUACCCGGGCUGAAGAAGUGAGUGUAACAUGUACAACUGAGAGAAACUUCAGCUUGAAAAGCUGCUGCUGCAACCGCUGCAGAGAAAAUGACAGACGUUCAUACUCCUUACUCAUCCGAAACACAGCAAACCAAGAUUUAUUUGUGUGUGUGUGUGCUUUUUUUUUUUUUUGUAACAAAAAGACCCUUAAUAACAAUGGAAAAAAAGGUUUGUGCAAGCAAAGCAAUGUCUAUAUUUUGGUUAUUUCAUCUGAACCAAAGUUCAUCUUUAGUGUUAUAUUGUAAAUAGAUUUAUUGACAGUUUUUAUGUAUAUAUAUUGGGGGAAAUCAGGUAAAAGCCAAAUGUUUGUUACAGCAAUGUAGAUGAGCGAGUGCAUGGUGAGGAAGGAUUACAGACUUUGAUAAACACUGAAAUGCACGAAGUCCCACUAAGCAGAUUUUACAUCGAGGCAGCUGAGCUGUUCUGCAGCUCAUUGGACGUAAAACUGCAUCCAAGAAGGGCACAAGCCAAGUUCUUUGGCCUCAGUUACUGACUCAAUAGGAUGUCAUUCCUUUUAAAGCUAAUCCUGUCAGACCAUUCAAAAUAACAUCUCAGUACGCCGUCAUUCUCUUUAUGAAGGACUACAGCUCUGAGCUAAGUAGUUAAUCAGAGGUUUGACAUAAACACUUUAAAGAAAGAUUUUUUUUUUUGUAUUUAUGUAUUAUUUAAAAAAAAUCUCAAUUGUAGUUGGUAAAUUUGUUACAACAGGUGGCAGAAUAUUUUUAGUAGAACUGUCUUCAGACUACCAGAGAUCUAUAGUGGAUGAAGACUUUGUCUUGGUUAAUAGUUUGAUGUUUUUCUGUUUUACAUUAAUUAUUGAGCAGGGAAGCUGUUCCCAGUUGUUGUUUUUGAGCUGAAACUAAAAGGGACAUUCAUUUUCAAUUCAUAUUCAUGGCAAAUAAAUAUCUUCAAACUAAUACAUGGUUGAUUUGACAUCAUUUCAGUGUGAGAGUGUGAUUGUGAAAAGAAUAAAUCUCUUCAGGCAGAUUCCCAGAUGACCAGCUGGGGGUAUAGAGUCCCUAUUCUCCCCACUGAACGCAGGGAGUAUGUAAUCAGUCACGUUUGUUAGUCUGUUUAGCAUCCAAAGCUUUCCAAGAUAUCCUUUUCAAAUUUUGUGUGAUGGUAGAUAAUAUGCAUAUCCAAAAAUAAAGAUUGUAAGUGUCAUGA